Messenger RNA from Ustilaginoidea virens, 2649 nucleotides. RefSeq lists its product as uncharacterized. The record is from RefSeq and is a predicted model, not a curated record. The transcript is spliced from 4 exons. Gene Ontology annotation, molecular function: D-type glycerophospholipase activity. The coding region runs from base 1 to 2649 and encodes 882 amino acids. Gene Ontology annotation, biological process: phosphatidic acid biosynthetic process; intracellular signal transduction; cell motility. Lineage: Eukaryota; Fungi; Ascomycota; Sordariomycetes; Hypocreales; Clavicipitaceae.
AUGUCCAAGACUGGGGAAAUUCCCAAUGACCGUGCUAUCCCUGGGGAUGAGAAAAAACCCGGGAACCAUACCGGGUUCUCGGGGUUCAUGGACGACUUGAAAGAAAAGCUUAGCGACACCAAGCUUCAUGACGCCAAAGUCGCCUUGAUUCACAAAAAACAUCAGAUUGGUAAAUUUGGAAACUUGUUUAACAAAGACCACCGUCACGAUGAAGAACACGAACAGCGAUGCGACGAGAAGCGCUCUGCCAUAUGUCAAUCGCAUCGUUUCAAUUCCUACUUUCCUGAAAGGGACGGCAACCUUGUCAAGUGGUACGUCGAUGGCCGCGACUACUUCUGGGCUGUUUCCGUGGCCCUGGAGCAGGCUCGGGAAUCCAUCUAUAUUUGCGGCUGGUGGCUAUCUCCCGAACUGUUUCUGCGACGACCGCCGUACCAUAAACAGGACUAUCGCCUGGACCAGGUCCUCAAAAGAAGAGCAGAGGCUGGAGUAAAAAUUUACGUGUCUGUUUACAAGGAGGUCGAAGCCGCCUUGACCUGCAACUCUCGCCACACCAAGCAUGCUCUUGAUGCGCUUUGCCCAGAGGGCACGCCUGGUCACGGCAACAUUCGGGUCAUGAGGCAUCCCGAUCACAACGUCUUCGAAAACGCUGCUGACAUGACCAUGUAUUGGGCUCAUCACGAAAAGUUCAUCGUCAUUGACUACGCCAUUGCCUUUAUUGGAGGGCUAGACUUGUGCUUUGGCCGUUGGGACGCCCAUCAGCAUCCUCUUUCCGAUGUGCACCCCGAAGGCGUUUCCGAAGAAAUAUGGCCGGGCCAAGAUUUCAACAAUAACCGCAUCAUGGACUUUAAAAAGGUACAAGACUGGGAGGAGAAUGAACUGAGCAAGGCCGAGUACGGUCGAAUGCCGUGGCAUGAUGUCUCCAUGGCUGUCGUUGGACCCUGCGUCUACGACAUGGCCGAGCACUUCAUUCUUCGCUGGAACUUUAUCAAAAGAGACAAGUACAAGCGGGAUGAAAGAUAUGAUUGGAUUAUGCUCGAAGGGCGCGAGGGUGACGACGAGGACCUGGUGGGCGUCCAGAGGCCCAAGCAUCCCGUUGGCGACUACAUUAAGCAUCCUCUGUCGCCGCUCAGCACCAAGAGCUUGGACGGCAGGGGCACUGUUCGUGCGCAACUCGUACGAUCUAGCGCUGACUGGUCCAGCGGCAUCCUCAAGGAUCACUCUAUACAGAAUGCCUACAUCGACGUCAUUCGCAAAGCCGAGCAUUACGUCUACAUCGAAAACCAAUUCUUCAUCACCGCUACUGGCGACCAGCAAUACCCGAUCCACAACACGAUCGGGCGAGCCAUGGUGGAAGCAGUCGUCCGAGCAGCCAAGGAGGGCCGCAAGUUCCGCAUCAUCAUCAUCAUCCCCGCCAUUCCAGGAUUCGCCGGCGACUUGCGCGAGAAUGCGGCCUCCGGAACCAGAGCCAUCAUGGACUACCAGUACAAGUCGAUCUGUCGAGGAGAACACUCCAUCUUUGGGCAAAUCAAGAAGGAGGGUGUCGACCCCACCCAACACAUCUUCUUCUUCAACUUGCGAUCUUACGACCGUCUGAACAAGACGCAUGCCAUUUGCGAAGCUGAGAAGAAGACGGGUAUCAGCUACCAGCAAGUUCAACGGGCCGAAGCCGAGGAAAUCAUGGCUAGCGGGGUACACGGCUAUGACAGCAGCAGCUCUGGGGAGCAAGAUGGCGGCAGAUUCUCCGAACUACGCUUAAGGCGGAAGGAGCACCGCAAGGCGGAAAGGGAGAGGCGCCAAUCCAACAUGAGGAGCUCUCAAAAAAAGGCAGCAGAGGAUGCCAUGCGUGCCAGAGAGACCUUUGAGCGAGAGAAGCCAGAAGAGGAAGUCAUCUCAGCGGCAAGUGUUGCCCAUCAUGCCAUGAAGGCGGAAGGCUCGCUGAAGGAUGAGCCGUGGGAUAAUCGUCAAGACGAAGAGUCGGAGAUUAAAAACUGGAUUCAGGAGGAGCUAUACGUUCACUCGAAGCUCCUUAUUGCCGACGACCGCAUCGUCAUUUGCGGAUCCAGCAACCUGAAUGACCGAAGCCAGCUCGGUGACCACGAUAGCGAGCUUAGCAUCGUCAUGGAAGAUGGUCGCAGGAUUCAAACUACUAUGGACGGCAAACCAUUCGAAGCAGGUUAUCAUGCGGCCACCUUGCGUCGUUAUCUUUGGCGAGAGCAUCUUGGCUUGCUGCCCCCGCAAGCCUUUGACGCCCAAGACGACAUCAAUGCCCAGCCUCCCACCGUCAAGGCGGAAAACGACGUUUACGACAGGGAUGAUUCGUGGGAAUUUGUUUCCGACCCAUUGUCGGACCAGCUUUGGGACAAGUGGAUGGGACAGGCAGAGAAGAACACAAAGCUCUUCCGCAAUGUUUUCCAUGCCGAUCCUGAUGAUCACAUCAAGAACUUCAACGACUACGAUCGUUAUCUACCACCCAGGGGUGUCAAAGCCGGCCACAUUUACGACCAAUUCAUGCCCCCCGAUGAAGCGCGCGAGAAGCUAUCCCAAAUCAAGGGUCAUUUAGUUUGCAUGCCCAUGUCAUUUUUGGAAGGGGCCGAGAUGGCCGAAAGGGGUUUGCAAGUGAAUUCCUUUACCGAGAGCGUGUACACCUAG